Taeniopygia guttata (zebra finch) is the source of this 5740-nucleotide messenger RNA. It is a transcript of the gene VIT, whose product is annotated as vitrin. The record is from RefSeq and is a predicted model, not a curated record. Gene Ontology annotation, cellular component: interstitial matrix. Lineage: Eukaryota; Metazoa; Chordata; Aves; Passeriformes; Estrildidae. Gene Ontology annotation, biological process: positive regulation of cell-substrate adhesion; extracellular matrix organization.
UUCACUACAGUGCUGAACUGCACUAGGAGACUGAAAAAAAUGAACCACAACAUUAGCUGAGUAAACCUUCACUUCUCAAAAAAGAAAAACUUGACAAAUCUGACAGGCUAGUGCAAAAGGAGCAUAGAAAUCCCUACCAAAAAUAUGUGGGAGGGAACAUAUAUUUAAAACAGGACCGCCUAAUUCGGCUGCUAAAUCAGUGUAAGGAGCUCUGUAGUCUGUGUGUGCGGGAGGGAGAGGGAAAGACAGAGAGAGAGAGACAGAGAGGGAGAGAGGAGCAGAGGGAGGGAGCUGGGGAGAGAGAGAGCAAUGUGCCUUUCACAGAGCUCGGAGCUUGAUGGGAAUGUUUGAUUAGCUCCUCUCUGAAAGAAAAAAGGUGUCCAGGCCUCCCUCUGCUGCCUGCCUCUCCUUCUCCAGAAUAAUGUUGGCUGGAGUUUGGGGUACAGAAAAGCUUGGAAAAAAACCCACUUUCAUACUGUGUGGAGAAAAGGAAUAAAAAGUUGCACACUUCAAGGAAGUGCUCCUUAGCAACACAUCCAGAUUUUGCUUUACUCACCAUGAAGGCCACAGUUGUUGCAACCUUCUUUGGUGUGUUUCUUACAUGUACAUACACAGCCAAGGAAGCCACAAAGAAGGCAAAAAAGGCUAAGCUAUAUGUACCCCAGAUUGAUUGUGAUGUCAAGGCGGGGAAGAUAAUCAAUCCAGAAUUCAUUGCAAAAUGCCCUCCUGGAUGUCAAGAUGUAAAAUACCGUGUUUAUGGCACAGACAUUUAUGCUUCUUUCUCCAGCGUCUGCAAUGCUGCAAUUCACAGCGGUAUAAUUGACAACACAGGUGGGAAGGUUCUCGUCCAGAAGGUCGCCGGGCAUUCCGGUUACCGUGGGAGCUUCUCCAAUGGUGUCCGGUCCCUGUCACUGCCACGCUGGCGGGAGUCCUUCCUCGUGUCAGAGGGCAAACCAAGAAAAGGUGUGACUUAUCCAUCAACUCUUGAAUAUUCUUCUUCAAAAAGCACGGCUGUUAAAUCAGAGCCUAAAAAAACAGAGCAAGACCCAAAAGAUAUGAAGAGUGCAGACACUGCUAACACAUCAGGAAAAGCAUCAGAUGAAGGGGAUGCAGUCCACAAGGAGUAUCAGACAACUCCGGUGCUGACCCCCACCACACAAAUGGCCACCACAACCCCCACACCGACGACCACAACCACAGAUCCUUCCACCACAGUGCCACAGCCAACCACAACAGCUGCAGCAACCAGAACCACAGCAGCUCCAGCCAAGGCUAGACCUGGACUGCACAGGGUCAGAGAUAUGGGUUCUAGCAGUGUCCACCCAGCAUAUGCGUCUGUGGUAGCUGCAGCAGCAAGACAGGUUCAGGCCGCACAAGGAAGAGGACAGAAUACAGCGUUCUGGGGCACUUCCACCUCUGCAAUUAACAGGAAUAUUUUACGACACAAUACAGGUGCUCAACGCCAAGAGCCCAUUGCCACCUUCCAGAGGGCUGCCAGCUCUCCAGUCCACCUGGCAAUGGAAAUAGACUCAUGGAAACCUGGACUGAGCAUUUUUGACACAGGCUUCAGUUCAAAGGAAGAAUUGAAUCCAAAGCCGUUGGAAUCCAUCUCCCAGGGGAACCAGAAUUGCAAGGUUGAUUUGUCCUUCUUAAUGGAUGGGAGCUGGAGCAUUGGCAAACGCCGCUUUCAGCUCCAGAAGCGGUUCCUUGGUAACGUGGCUCAAGCCCUUGGCAUCAGCAGCGCUGGUCCUCUGAUGGGCAUUGUUCAGUAUGGUGAUGACCCUUCCACGGAAUUUAACUUAAAAACUUAUGUCAACUCCAAAGAUCUAAGGAAUGCCAUUGAGAAAAUUCAACAGAAAGGGGGACUUUCCAAUGUCGGGAAGGCACUUUCAUUUGUUAACAAAAACUUCUUUCUGGAUGCAAAUGGGAACCGAGGUGGAGCACCCAAUGUGGUUGUAGUGCUGGUGGAUGGGUGGCCGACCGACCGAGUGGAAGAGGCCUCCAGGCUGGCCAGAGAAUCUGGGAUCAACAUUUUCUUUGUCACUGUUGCAGCAGCUGCUCAAAGUGAAAAGCAGAAUGUUAUUGAACCAAAUUUUGUGGACAAGGCAGUGUGCAGGACAAGUGGUUUCUAUUCCAUCAACGUGCCCAGCUGGUUCAGCCUCCACAAGGUGGUGCAACCCCUGGUGAAGCGGGUAUGCGACACCGACCGGCUGGCUUGCAGCAAGACAUGCCUCAACGCCGCCGACAUCGGCUUCGUGAUCGAUGGCUCCAGCAGCGUUGGCACCGGCAACUUCCGCACGGUUCUCCAGUUUGUGGCCAACAUCAGCAAGGAGUUUGAGAUUUCAGACACCGACACACGCAUCGGAGCUGUGCAGUACACCUAUGAGCAGAGGCUGGAGUUCAGCUUUGACAAGUACAGCACGAAGCAGGACGUGCUGAACGCUAUCAAAAGGAUCAGUUACUGGAGUGGGGGCACCAGCACGGGAGCAGCCAUCAGCUACGCCUCAGAGCAGCUGUUCAGCAAGUCCAAACCCAACAAAAGGAAGAUCAUGAUUCUCAUCACAGAUGGCAGGUCUUACGAUGAUGUCAGUGUGCCAGCCAUGGCAGCUCACCAAAAUGGAGUCAUCGCUUAUUCCGUUGGAGUUGCUUGGGCAGCCCCAGAUGAACUGGAAGCCAUUGCAUCAGACCCUGCUAAGGAGCAUUCCUUCUUUGUGGAUGAAUUUGACAAUCUCUACCGCUAUGUUAAUCAGCUCAUCCAAAACAUUUGCACAGAGUUUAAUUCCCAGCCACGGAACUGAUGGACUCAAGCAAGGCAGGACCCUUGGGUGCUGUGCUAAAGGCAUGACAAAUGCCACAGAAAUAAUACCAGUCCAAGAAACACUGCAGGUGUUUCCCUCGGGGACUUUCCAGUCAGCAGGGUUGAUUUGUGGCUCUGUCCCUAUGCAUGAUAGUGCUCUGUGUAGACUGGGAUUUUUUUGUUUGUUUGUUUGUGGGUUUUUUGUUGUGUGUGUGUUUUGUUUUUGUUGUUUUUUUUUUCUUGUGGGCAUCACAAACUCUGAUUUACAUGGAUAGCAGAAGAGGCAGUGAACAUGGAGGAAAUAACUGCAGCUGUUUGAAGAGCUGCUUCCAGCACAGAGCCCCAACUUGCCCAAUUCUCACCUUUGGACACAUGCAAGUUCCUUAAAACCUGCUCCCUGAAGUGACCAGGUUCCUUCAGGGAGUGGCCAAGCUGCUGUGGUAGAAACACCUCGUGUGGCACUGCCCACCAGAUGACACCCACAGAUCAGGGCUCAAAUACCAGAUGGAGGGGGAAAACAAUUUGAGUACUUUCUUAAAAGCAGGUACUCUCUCCAUACUGCUGUCUUGUCAAUAAGUUAAGCUUCAGCUAGUGUCAACUCAAGCACUGGAUUUAUCCAAACCCUGAGAAACUGGAAAGCAAGAGAAAGGAAAGGUUCAAACCCCAGGACCCUAUGACUCUUUGACUCCUUUACAACUCUACAACCCCAAUAAAGCCUCAAAUCCACAAAGCAGCCAACACGCAGGAACUGGAAUAUAGUCUCCCACAACUCUGCAUUAAUUACUUGAUCUUGAGAAGUGUCUUUCCCUCUCAAGCUUCACCUUUCACUCUUGGGUGGUUCAAGGCCUGCAGGACCAAAGUAGUGUUGCCAGGACACAGGAGACUUUUUGAGAAAAACUGUGGGUUUAAGCUGCUCACAAUCACUAAAGCAUUUAAGACCAAUCACUCUGUCAUUAAACCAACACUCAGAAGUGCAGUCUCUAGGUCAGGAGAGCUAUUCAAGAGCCAUUAACAGGAUUUAAGAGGAAAUUAUCUGAAGUUCUGUAUUAUACACUGGGAAAAGCAGAAUUUCAAGCAUUUACAGAUACUCUCCCUCAAAUUUAGGACUGGCUAUUCUUUUAUGGACUGAUUUCAAAAUAUACCUAUUACAGCCCUGUAUCUGUCAGAACACACAGUGGUUUCUUAAGUGGAGAACUACCCAUUUAGGAACCAGCAGUUGCUCGUUAGGUUCCAUCCAGUAUCAUUAAAGAAAAUACAUUCAUUAAGCAAAGUUACCAAAGCAGCCAAUAAAAACAUGAGUGUUCACACUCCUUACAGCAAUCAAAGCCAUGCUGUGCCAGGCUUGUGGAACUAACAGGAAAUGGAAAGAAAUUAAAACUCAGAUUUGCCCUAUUACUUGCAAAUCAGGCUCUUAACAGCAUUUAUAGCUUUAAUAACCAUGAGUCAAGAUAUUAGCCACAUAAAUUCUAAUUGAAUUGCCAUAAGGGAAACUCAUUGUAUGAGCAAAAGUAGCACAAUUUUAAAAAUCAUUAUGUUUGGAAAUAUGACUGAAGUAGCUUAUAACCUGUCAGUAAGUAAGCAUAACGCAAUAAUGAAAACAGCAGAUUCUGUGUGAUCCCCCUGGUGGGGUAACAUAUCAGGCUGGGGUCCUCUCAAGAGGUUAUUAAAACCAAUUUUGGAUGAAACAGUGGUCUUACACAGUGAAAGUUCAUCACUUCCCCUUAGAAGAAACAUUAAGUUCCAGCUUUAAUUGAGUAUCAUCAAUUCAACCAUUCUACACAGACUGAAAGGACAGGACACUGUCAGCUUCCACAAAUGUAUUUGUAUGCAGAGUUUUUACCACUAAUCUCUGCUGCUGCACUUCACAGCAUUAGCUUUUGGCUUGAAAAAAUUAUUAAGGAUAGAGAGUUAGGCAUGAGGCAUGAGCAGAGCAACUCCAGAUAUCCCACAUCUCCUGAUCCAGCUCCUCACUACCCUUCUGCUGAACAAUCUUUCUCUGUCAACAUAAACAUUACAUUUUGGACAACACUCAAACCCAUAAACUGAAUUUACCGGGGACUUCAGUUCAGACACCAGAUUUAUUGCCUGAAAACCUGUUUGUCUGAGACUUGAUUUGGGGCUGUCAAGAAAAAGGCCUAAAUCCUAACUUACAGCUACUCUUAAUACUGUGGUUUAAUUUUUAAUGCAGCAGCCACCACCACAUAUUGUUCUCCAUACUGAAUGUACUCUUGCAGCACCAAAGAUUGGUACCCUGCAGAGACUCCUCAAUGCUUCACUUGUGCUCUGCCAAAAGCACAGCAGUGGUGGCCAAGACUUUAGGAACAGCUAGAGCACACAUGUUCUUUAGGAUGUAUGUAAGGGAUAUAAACAUAUGGGACAUAUUUUUUUCCUCAAGUUUAAAAUUUAAGCAAUUACAUUAAGCUUUUAAAUGCUUUUUCACAGGAAAGUUGCAGUUAUCUUUUGCCAAGCAUUUAUAAAGGGCACUUCAGGGCUUGUUGUUGUUCAAAUGGUUUGUCUUAAGUUAACAGAACAACUAUGGUGCUUGUUUUACAAUGUGCAUUUUUAUUUACUUCUUGAGACAAUCCUGAAAUUGUCAAAACUCUGUGAAAGUGGUUUAAUUAAACUCUCGUCAAAACUUAGAUGUCCUGUUCAUAAGCACCAUAAACUUAAGCAGAAGCCUCAAAAUUCUGAAGAAUACACCCUUCCAUGCAAUCACAGAACACGAGUCCUCUUCAUCUUUACCUUUCAUAGCAAUCAAAGCACUUGCUGCCUACUAAAGUCUCUAAAUACUGUUUUAUAAUUAAAACAAGCUAACUUACAAAUAUAUAUAAAUGUUCAAAGGGGUAUAUUGAAGAAUGCAGAACUCCUGUAACAUAUACAAGCUAUUUUGAGCUUAUCAACAUAAGUUGCUAUAUCUUUUGCAAUAAAAUUGUCUCAAAAGCA